This is a messenger RNA of Falco peregrinus (peregrine falcon), 2759 nucleotides long. It is a transcript of the gene PXK, whose product is annotated as PX domain containing serine/threonine kinase like. The transcript is spliced from 18 exons. Gene Ontology annotation, cellular component: late endosome; early endosome; extrinsic component of endosome membrane. NCBI's taxonomy places the organism in Eukaryota, Metazoa, Chordata, Aves, Falconiformes, Falconidae. Bases 133 to 1866 code for a protein of 577 amino acids. Gene Ontology annotation, molecular function: phosphatidylinositol binding; actin binding; ATP binding. The record is from RefSeq and is a predicted model, not a curated record. Gene Ontology annotation, biological process: endosome to lysosome transport; protein phosphorylation; protein targeting to lysosome.
UCGGCGGCGGUCGGUCGGUCGGCGGCGCUAAGGCCCGGCGGCGCGGCGGUGCCGUGUUGACAGCGGCGGCCGCGCCGGGAGCAGCCCCGGGAAGCAGGUUGGCGGCGCCGGGUUCCCGCUCCCCGCCCCGGGAUGGCCUUCAUGGAGAAGCCGCCGGCCGGCAAGGUGCUGCUGGACGACACGGUGCCGCUGACAGCGCAGAUCGAGGCGAGCCAGAGCCUGCACUCCCACACGGAAUACAUAAUCCGUGUUCAGAGAGGAGUUUCAGCAGAAAACAGUUGGCAGAUUGUGAGGCGAUACAGUGACUUUGACUUGCUUAAUAAUAGCUUGCAGAUCUCAACUCUAAGUCUACCUCUUCCUCCCAAAAAAUUGAUUGGAAAUAUGGAGCGUGAAUUCAUAGCUGAAAGACAGAAGGGACUCCAGGCCUAUCUCGAUGUAAUUACUACCCAUCACAUACUGUCUAACUGUGAAUUGGUAAAAAAAUUCUUGGACCCAAACAGCUAUUCUGUUAACUACACUGAAAUUGCCUUACAGCAUGUUUCAAUGUUCUUCCGAUCAGAGCCAAAGUGGGAAGUGGUAGAACCAUUAAAAGAUAUAGGUUGGCGGAUACGUAAGAAAUAUUUCUUAAUGAAGAUUAAGAAUCAACCAAAGGAACGUCUAAUGUUAAGCUGGGCUGAUCUUGGCCCUGAUAAAUACUUGUCUGACAAAGACUUACAGUAUGCUGUGAAACUUCUUUCUUCCUGUUCUCAUCCCUAUAUUUACAAAAUCACUUUUGCCACUGCCAAUGAAUCUUCAGCGCUGGUUAUUAGACCGUUCAGUGAAAAAGGGACACUAAAGGACCUUAUUUAUAAGGCAAAGCCAAAAGACCCAUUCCUGAAGAAGUAUUGCAAUCCUAAAAAAAUUCAAGGUCUUGAACUUCAGCAAAUAAAAACAUAUGGGAGGCAAAUAUUAGAGGUGUUAAAAUUCUUGCACGAGAAAGGAUUUCCUUACGGCCAUCUUCACUCUGCCAAUGUGAUGUUGGACGGGGACACCUGCAAGUUACUGGACCUAGAAAAUUCCUUGUUGGGACUUCCAUCAUUUUAUCGAUCAUACUUUUCACAGUUUCGGAAAAUUAAUACUUUAGAAGGUGUUGAUGUACAUUGCUUUGGACACUUACUGUAUGAAAUGACAUAUGGAAGACCCCCCGAUACAGUUCCAGUAGACAGCUUCCCUCCUGCACCAUCAGUGUUUGUAGUGUCUGUGUUGGAAUCCAUUCUGACCUGUGAAGCUAUGAAGAAUGGCAUGCCAACUGUUUCACGGCUCUUACAGAUGCCAUUAUUCAGUGAUGUCCUGCUAACAAACUCCGAGAAACCACAGUUUAAGAUUCCUACUAAGCUAAAAGAGGCAUUGAAAACCUCCAAGGAAUGCACAGAAAAACGAUUAACAGAAGAACAGAAAUUGAUUCACCAGCACAGAAGGCUGACAAGAGCUCAAUCUCAUCAUGGCUCUGAAGAAGAAAAAAAGAAAAGGAAGAUCUUAGCACGAAAAAAGUCAAAACGCUCUGCCUGUGAAAGUGGGGAAGAACACUCAGCAAAAUACAGCAACUCAAAUAACUCAGCAGGCUCUGGGGCGAGUUCCCCAUUAACAUCUCCGUCAUCCCCCACUCCGCCCUCUACGGCAGGAGCAUCGUCGGUACCCCCAGCACCACCACCGCCACCCCUGCCACCAGCAGCUCCUCCUCCAAGUACAGAGGUGCCAACGCAGCCAAGCCCGCAGCCCAAUGUCAGUGCAAGCCGAGGAGCCUUACUCAGCUCCAUUCAAAACUUUCAGAAAGGAACUCUGAAGAAAACACAGACGUGUGACUACAGUGCUCCCAGGAUCAGCUGAGGCCACUGGUCACACCAGGAUUGAAUUCCCUCUCCCCCUCCUGUGCUGUCUGGGACAAGACCCUCCUGACCAGUGACUGAUCCACCAGCAUAUAGCGGCUAAUCACGCUGUAGCUCCAUUUACCCGUUUCAGCUUUCCUUGAGUAGCAGCACUGCCCUGUCUGAAUUGCAUUGCCAUGCCGUGAUAAGUACUCCAUUCUCGACUUGGUUUCAAGAACUUUGUUCUCUAGCUACAAUUUUCAGGGGUACAGCAAUUUCUAUAUAGCUGAAUAAAAAUCUGAAAAUAGGAAUGACCAUGAUCAUGGUGAAUUAAUACAUUUUUUUUUUCAAGCUCAAUUCCACCUCGUUUUUUCAAAUUACAGGAACGCAGUUUUAGCCUGCUCAGUUUUUCAACUCUUUUCAUGCACUUGUAACUCAUCUUAAUUCUUGCUGCAUCGAACCAGCAAGUUUUGUUUUAGAUAAUCCAACUCCCCCAACCCUUAAUGCAUACUGCACAGGUGAGGGAACUGGAGAAUUAAAUCUUAUUCCCACCAUAUUUGCUGGUGGAGUAAAAAUGCUGUCUUAUUAAACUUGUUUAAAUGGACAUCCUACCUGUAACUCUAAGGGAAAGUGUUUUAAAUGAGGAAACAGUUGAAAUGGGAGUUAACAGGGCACUGGGAUAUUAUUCUUGAUUUAGUUAAAUGCAAAGUUACUUCAAGUUAAUUCUACAGCUUAAACUUUAUUGAGAGAUCCUUCUUGAUUUAAAACCUUAAACAAAUUGCACUUUAAAGGAUUAUAGAUAAUCCAUUUUUUUAAAUUCAAGUACAUCAGUGUUUGUUACUAUGCAGAGAAUGUCUGUACAAAAUUUCAUGUAACCUGUGAUAUUCAGUCAUUUUUAUUAAAAUGUUAAUGGAA